GAUGGGGAUUAGGGACCAGCUCGUGUCUUUUUAUGCUGUUAGUCGCCUGUUGUUAUUAAUGGUCCCCUGUCCCCGUGGGCGUUUUGAAUGUGCAUGUCACACUCACGCGGUCAUCUUUCCCUUGGCUUAGAUAACAUCCCCGAGGACCUCAGGGACCCCUUUUACAUCGACCAGUAUGAGCAGGAGCACAUCAAACCACCUGUCAUCAAGCUCCUGCUGUCCAGCGAGCUGUACUGCCGCGUCUGCAGCCUCAUCCUGAAGGGGGACCAGGCGGCCGCCAUACAGGGACACCAGUCAGUCAUCCAGGCCCUGUCCCGGAAAGGGAUUUAUGUGAUGGAGAGCGAUGACACCCCCGUGACGGAUCCCGACCUCAGCCAGGCACCCAUAAAGAUGAGUGCCCACAUGGCGAUGGUGGACGCCCUCAUGAUGGCCUACACCGUGGAGAUGAUCAGCAUCGAGAAGGUGGUGGCCAGUGUCAAACGCUUCUCGACAUUCAGUGCCUCGAAGGAGCUUCCAUACGACCUUGAGGAUGCCAUGGUGUUCUGGGUCAACAAGGUGAAUCUUAAAAUGAGAGAGAUAACAGAGAAAGAAGGGAAGCUCAGACAGCAGCUGCUAGAGAGCCCAGCUCAUCAGAAGGUGCGCUACCGCCGAGAGCACCUGUCCACGAGGCAGCCGCCCUACUUCCCGCUGCUGGAGGAUCUGAUGAGAGAUGGCAGUGAUGGGGCCGCGCUCCUGGCCGUGGUCCACUACUACUGCCCCGAGCAGAUGAAACUGGAUGAUAUAUGUUUGAAGGAGGUAACAUCGAUGGCUGACAGUCUGUAUAACAUUCGGCUUCUGAGGGAGUUCUCGAAUGAAUACCUUAACAGAUGCUUUUACCUCACCUUAGAAGACAUGCUGUAUGCUCCCUUAGUGCUGAAGCCGAACGUUAUGGUUUUUAUUGCUGAACUCUUCUGGUGGUUUGAGAAUGUCAGACCAGACUUUGUUCAACCCAGGGAUGUUCAGGAGCUGAAAGAUGCAAAAACUGUGUCACACCAAAAGAGCAGCCGGCCCCCUGUUCCUAUUUCCAAUGCCACCAAGCGCAGCUUCCUAGGUAGUCCUGCAGCGGCAAGCCCAGCUGAGCUGCAGCCCCCCACUCAGCUGCCGGCUGAGGGAUGUCACAGGCACCACCUGCACCCGGAGGAGCCUGACCAUCUGGGGAAGGGGGCUUCUGCCUUCAGCCCAUCGCAUCCCUUACUGCCCCUGAGGCAAAGACAGCAGAGGACGGUGCCAGGAGAGGACCCCCCGGAUCAGCGACACCGGUCCAGUUCCUUGACCCGAGUGGACGGGCAGCCACAGGGAGCAACAGUAGCGUGGCCAGAAAAGAAAAACAGGCCUGUGUCUCAGCCAGCGCCCUUUGCUCUCCAUCACGCUGCGAGCUGCGACGCAGACCCCGGCUCUGGCGACAGCAUCAGCUUGGCCCGCUCCAUCAGCAAGGACAGUUUGGCCUCCAAUAUCAUCACCCUGACCCCCCAGAACCAGCCGCACCCUACCGCCCUGAGGGCCACUGGGAAAAGCCUCCUGAACAACGUCGACAUCGAGGACGAAGAGCUUGUGGCCAUCAUCAGGACGGAUGGGGCUCCCCAUGGCAGUGCCCUGGGCCUAAUGGCAAGCGCCAGGUCUCCCCAGAGACUGGCCAGCACCUUAGAAAGUAAGCCUGACAGUUUCUUCUUGGAGCCAUUGGUGCCGGCCGUGCUCCGGCCUGCCAAGGAGAAGCAGGCAGUUGCCAAGGAGGAUGAGUGCGGGGAAGGGAGGCCGAGGAGCUGCAUGGCUAGGAGGCCCGGUGAGGGCCACCCACCUCUGGGAAGAAGGAAGGCUCCUGGUAGCCACGUCAGUCACGAGUUGAAUAGGACUUUCACCCCGAUCUCCAGCUCAGAGCUGUGCACGAAGGCAGGGCCGCAGGCCAGGGAAGCCAGCAGCGAGCCUCUGGCCAGCAGUAGUUUCGAUCUGUUAUCUCAGGGACAGCCUGCCGACGGCUUUUUUCUUCAUGUGGGCCGAACCGAUGACGAUACUGAGGGCAGGCUCCAUGUCAGCUGUGCAAGAAGCCCUUGCACCCAUGACCCAGAGCCGUGGACUGUCCUGAGGCAGGACUCUGACUCAGACGUCGCCGACCUGGAGGAGGUCGAGCACGAUUUCAUCUGUGAGGACCACCCUGUGCUGAUGGCACAGUAUGUGGGUGAGGAGGAGUCGGCCAAGCUGCAGGAGGACAUGAAGGUGAAGGAGCACGAGGACAAGGAUGGCGCCAGUGGCCGCUCCAGCCCCUGCCUGAGCACCGUCUCCCAGGUCAGCAGCGUCUCCGUGGCCAGUGGGAGUACAAAAAUGACCAGCUUCGCGGAAAGGAAGUUCCAGAGGCUCAACAGCUGUGAGACCAAGUCCAGUACAAGCAGCUCCCAGAAGACCACACCCGACGCCUCAGAGAGCUGCCCUGCCCCUUUGACCACAUGGAAGCAGAAGAGAGAGCAGAGCCCCAACAGGCAGGGCAGGGACCAUGCCAGCCUCCUGGCGUCCGAGCUGGUGCAGCUGCACAUGCAGCUGGAGGAGAAGCGGAGGGCCAUCGAGGCCCAGAAGAAAAAGAUGGAGGCAUUGUCUGCCCGCCAGCGCCUGAAGCUGGGGAAGGCGGCCUUCCUACACGUGGUCAAGAAGGGCAAGGCCGAAGCCGGCCCCCAGCCCCUGAGGCCGGAGCACAGUGAGGACUUCGAUGGUGCCGUGUCCAAGACGGAAGGAUUUCUGGUCAGAGAGCAAGGCAGGGAGGACAUGAGUGCGUGUCAGGAUGUCGACAAAGAGAACCUGGCAUUCCUGCAGCAGCACAAGCAGAAGGACCCCACCGCCCUGCAGGAGCUGGAGAAGAGCAAAGCACUGUCCGCUGCCCUCAUGGAGGUGGCUGGGGACGGGGCAGACAUGGGCGAAGGUGACCUCUCCAUUGAGAAGCUCAAUGAGACCAUCAGCACGCUGCAGCAGGCCAUCCUGAAGAUAUCUCAGCAGCAGGAGCAGCUGCUCAUGAAGUCCCCUGUGGCGCCAGCUCUGGGUUCCAGAAACAACGCCCAGGACCCGAAAGUCAAGGUGUCCAUCCACUUUGCUGAGCCACUCUCUCCCCCUGGAGUGACCGGUCACCGCAAGCCUCCCCGUCUUGGGCAGGGUCGAAAUUCCCGGUCGGGACGACCAGCCGAGCUGAAGGUUGCAAAGGACAGGCAGCAGGGUUCCCGCAGUAAGACCCCAACACCCAGCAUGGAGGCCCUUCCGCAUGGACGGCCUUUCCCGCCGCGGAUGCCCUCCGACCUGGGCUGGGAUGGCGUUGCAGACCCCGGGGCUGACCCUCACGAGAAGUGCUUCUUUGACAGUUACCGGCUCCAUGACGAGAGUAACCAGCGGGCAUUGGUCUUGUCUUCCCCCAAAGAUGCAAACAUCCUGUCAGAACAAAUGAGCCUCAAAGAAGUUGAUAUCAGUGUGAAGGAGGCAGGGCUCAGUGCCCCGGCUGUCUCGGGGAAAGAGGACAUCCCCACGGAUGGGCCCCCGAGGAGCAAGGUGAGCCUCAUCGAGGUGGACCUGUCAGACCUGAAGGCCCCCGACGAGGACGGGCAGACUGAGGGCCUUGAGAGCUCAGUGGACCUCAGCGGUGACAGCGACCAGAAGCCGGGGGUUGGCUUCUUCUUCAAGGACGAACAGAAGGCAGAAGAUGAACUCGCCAAGAAGCGGGCGGCCUUCCUCCUGAAGCAGCAGCGCAAGGCCGAGGAGGCCCGCAUGCGCAAGCAGCAGCUGGAGGCUGAAGUGGAGCUCAAGAGGGACGAGGCCCGGCGCAAAGCCGAGGAAGAUCGGAUACGGAAGGAGGAGGAGAAGGCUCGGCGAGAACUCAUCAAGCAGGAGUACCUGCGAAGGAAGCAGCAGCAAGUCUUAGAGGAGCAGGGACUGGGCAACUCUAAGUCGAAGCCAAGAAAGCCACGGCCAAAGUCAGUCCACCGGGAAGAGCCACGUAGCGACUCGGGAACCAAGUGCUCCUCAACCCCGGAUAACCUGAGCCGGGCCCAGUCAGGCUCCAGCCUGUCCUUGGCCUCCGCAGCAACGACCGAGCCUGAGAGUGUUCACUCAGGGGGCACACCCACCCAGCGGGUCGAGUCGCUGGAAGCCUUGCCCAUAUUAAGCCGCAACCCCAGCAGGAGCACAGACAGGGACUGGGAAACAGCGUCUGCAGCGUCCUCCCUCGCCUCGGUGGCCGAGUACACAGGUCCGAAGCUCUUUAAGGAGCCCAGUAGCAAGUCCAACAAGCCUAUCAUCCAUAACGCCGUGUCUCACUGCUGUCUGGCUGGAAAAGUGAAUGAACCUCAUAAGAACUCCAUAUUAGAGGAGCUGGAGAAGUGCGACGCCAACCACUACAUCAUCUUGUUCCGUGAUGCUGGCUGCCAGUUCCGGGCCCUCUACUGCUACUACCCCGACAGCGAGGAGAUCUAUAAGCUCACGGGCACGGGGCCCAAGAGCAUCACCAAGAAGAUGAUCGACAAGCUGUACAAGUACAGCUCCGACCGGAAGCAGUUCAACCUGAUCCCAGCCAAGACCAUGUCCGUCAGUGUGGAUGCGCUCACCAUCCACAACCACCUGUGGCAGCCCAAGCGGCAAGCCGUGCCAAAGAAGACCCAGACGCGGAAGUGACGCGUGGGCAGGCCGAGGAGGCCAUGGGCCAUGUUUACUCUCAUCCAUUUGGGUACGAAGUGAGCAAAGUCACAGACCUUUUUUGAAGAGACUUCUGGACGACAGAGGAAAACCGUCCCUUACCCCCGCACACAGUGCCAGGUGGAGCAGGGGUGGAGGGACGCACGCCGGGUCCAGGCCGCGACUGCUGUGGUCACUGCUGUCCCCGGGGCUGCCCGCCGAGCGAUGCGUGUGUGGCAGAAUCCCUUUUACUUGAAGUUCUUCAGUAUAAGUUAAACGUGAUUUACUUUGCUUUCUGGCCUCUCUCCUCACCCCCUUUGCACACGGCCCGACCCCCUCACGCGGGCGGCUGCGACCUCGUGAGGUUGGAGGACCGAGACGGGCUCUCCAGUCCGGGUGUUUGAAUGUCUUCAGGAAAAGAAUUCGUACUGGGGGGGCUUGUUCACUUGGGAAGUUGUAUGAUAUUUAUUGAUAGUGUCUACUGCCAGCGUUUAUAUCCAGUUCUAAGGUUUCUGAAAAAUGGUCUUGUUCCUUGCUGCUCAGAAGACGUUUACUGAAGACGCAGCUCACUGAAGCACGACAUGUGUCUGCUGCGGGGCUCACAGCAGGCAGGCCCCCCGACCCGGGCAUGGCUGCCGGGCGGACAAGGUGCCGCUCGCCUGGUGAGGAUGGUGAGGGGAGCAGGUCCGUGGCUCCUGAGUUUGGGCGGCACUCGAGGACUUGUCCUCUUUAAUAGGUUGGUGAAGUAGACGGUUUCCACUCCGCAUGUGUCCAGAGGUGGUCACCUGAGCUGGCAGUUCCGUUAGCAUUUCUGUUGUCACGACGCAUCCGUCUCGGUUCCUGCUUCUGGCAGAGCAGCGUGCCCGGGAGGAGCGUGGUCUUUGCGUGACCGCAGACAUCAGACCUUCGAGUGGUCAUUGUGGUUUUCUCGGAGCUCCAAGUAAGUGGGUGUCUCUGGGCUCUCCUGGGCCUCAUGGUCUUACUCCUCCCAGGCAGCAUUCCCUGGGCAUGGCCAUGGCCCUUCGCCUGGCACCUGUGUGACAACCAGCUGCUCCGACUGCCGGAAGAUUCUGGAGUCACUUGUGUUUUGCACAUAUUUUUUUGGGAGUGUUACUUGAAUCUAUCUUGAACUGCAGAACAAAACGGAAGGUUAGUAGACGUCGGAUGAAUGUGACUGUCCCAUAGUUUUAGGUGGAGGGGGCGGGGGAAAGAUGGUACGAACCCUAGAAGGGACGUAGGACCCCGUUCUCUGGCUCCGAGGGGCGGCUGGUCGCAGUCCUGUGUUCGGUCGGCCAGCGGCCCCGCCUUGUACUCAGUGGGACUGGAAGCUGGUGUUGGACGUCCCGUGAACCCUGGUCCAUGCUCUGCACAGGCGUGCUUGUUUCUCACUGUCUGUUUGAUAUUCUAUGAUAUUUAUUUUAAGAAAGCACUAAACUGUAAUAAAGUAAUUAAUUUGCUUUUUAUUAA
Miniopterus natalensis is the source of this 6144-nucleotide messenger RNA. The record is from RefSeq and is a predicted model, not a curated record. NCBI's taxonomy places the organism in Eukaryota, Metazoa, Chordata, Mammalia, Chiroptera, Miniopteridae.